UCGAUUUUGGGGGUCCAAUGUGAAGUGCAGAAGCAGCUGAAGUCUUUUGUCACUCUCGAGCGCUUCGAACAGAUCUACAGCUCCAGCAUCGCCGGGUGCCAGCAGGUCAAGAAGAACAAGAACUUUGCCUCUGGAGGCUCUAUCUUCGGCAAAGGCGUCAAGUUCGCCAUGAAGGACGGGCGCGUGGCCACCGACAUCAUCAGCGUGGCCAAUGAGGAUGGGCGGAGGAUUGCGGCCAUCCUGAACAACGCCCACUACCUGGAGAACUUGCAUUUCACCAUUGACGGGGUGGACACGCACUAUUUCAUCAAGCAAGGGCCAUCGGAGGGUGACCUGUCCAUCUUGGGUCUCAGCGGUGGACGGAGGACCCUGGAGAAUGGCGUGAACGUAACGGUGUCGCAGAUCAACACAGUGCUAAAUGGAAGGACUAGACGUUACACAGACAUCCAGCUCCAGUACGGCGCGCUGUGUUUAAACACUCGCUACGGGACCACCUUGGACGAGGAGAAGUCCCGCGUCCUGGAGCUGGCCCGACAGCGCGCGGUGGCCCAAGCUUGGUCCCGGGAACAGCAGAGACUACGGGAUGGGGAGGAGGGUAUUCGCUCGUGGACAGAAGGGGAGAAACAACAAGUGCUAAACACGGGCCGGGUACAGGGCUACGACGGCUAUUUUGUGAUCUCAGUGGAGCAGUAUCCCGAACUCUCAGACAGCGCCAACAACAUCCACUUCAUGAGACAGAGCGAAAUGGGCAGAAGGUGACAGAGAGGGGCGAUGCGGUGACUUCUUGCCAAAGACAGCUACUCUUUUGUGGCCACUUACCUGACUGUGUUGUACUCAAUCCUUUUUCUAAACUGAACAAGGUGGGGGGGAGGAAAAUAGAAAGAGAAGGAUUAAUACGGUUGCACUGUAACUCAUGCAACAUAUUUUUUUUUUCCCCCUCUUUAAUUUGGCCUUCACACGUUUUUUUGCAAUGAACAGAAGGUAUAUUUUGCCGUCGUGUGAUCACAGUGAAAUUUACUGUCUCUUGUCCUUUUUUUAAAUUUUGUUUUCUUUUUUAUUUUUGCCCUCCCUUUGUGAGGAAUUUGAAGUGGGGAGUCGUCAACAUACGUCCUUAGGUGUGAAGUGCGAAAUGGGUGUCUGUGCUAACUUGUGUCAUCCUAACCCUUUCUGAUUUGGGGCAGGGACAGAUAGCCUUCCACCCGAAACACGGGGAGCCUGCGGCGCGCUGGAGAGCUCUUCCCAAGAAGAAAGGAGAUGGAAGACGACGCUGAUUCUGAUACUCUUGAAAGCAACCGUCCAAAUCAUGUGCCUCAAAAGAGACCUUACGAGUAGUUUUCAUGUUUCACUUGGGACAUAAAGUGUUUUUUUGGGGGCUCCUGCUGAGCAGAAGUAGAUUAUAGCAGCAAAGGAGCUGAUUAUAUUAACUUGCAAGAUGAUUCUCUUCCUUCCUGAACUGGAAUAAAAAAAGAAAAAAAAUCAGUCUUUUUUCAUUACGAGAGUAGAUACUUUUUGGGUUUGUUUGUGUGUGUGCAAAUCCUGGUUUUAGUUAAAAAACCUGGCAAAAGCCAAGAAAGGGACUCCUGCUCUAUUGAGAAAAGCUGAAAUAAAACCUCUCUCUCAUACGUAGAGCUGUUCUAUAGGUGGAUUUAAUGCACCCAUGUUGUACAUUUGCUAAUGGCAUAACUUCAUUAAAUGUAUAGUGUU
Messenger RNA from Pterocles gutturalis (yellow-throated sandgrouse), 1704 nucleotides. Its product is annotated as teneurin-4-like. Gene Ontology annotation, cellular component: neuron projection. The record is from RefSeq and is a predicted model, not a curated record. NCBI's taxonomy places the organism in Eukaryota, Metazoa, Chordata, Aves, Pterocliformes, Pteroclidae. The annotation marks the transcript as partial. Gene Ontology annotation, molecular function: protein heterodimerization activity; cell adhesion molecule binding; protein homodimerization activity. Gene Ontology annotation, biological process: heterophilic cell-cell adhesion; neuron development. The transcript has a single exon.